AUGGGUCGUAAAUUACCUCCACCACCUCCUCCUCCAGGAAUACUGAAUAAGAACAAACGAAGAAAAGAGAAUGAUGGAAAACCAAUUACAGAAAAUAGUAAUGGCACUGGCAAACAACAACAUCCUCCACCUCCACCACCACCACCUCCUCCUCCAUCUCAAUCUCAAUCUUUGAACAACAAAUUUCGACCACCACCACCACCUCCUCCUCCUCCUCCGCCAUCUACAAAUAGUAAAAACCAAUCAGGGCUCCUACCACCGCCUGAAGAUGGGCAAGAACCAAGAAAGAGAACAUGGUCUCAUGUGGUGAAAUCUCGACGUCAGAAGAAGUCAGAUACAAAAAGAUCUGCUUCCCAAGUCAUACCACAAAAGCCAGAGAUGCCUCCACAGCAUUUGCGGAAGAUCAUGAUUGAUCACGGCGACUUAACCCUGAAUAAGGUUGCGUCCGAUAAACGCUCACACUUGGGAUCUCUAAAAUACUUACCGCAUGCAUUGUUGAAAUUACUCGAAAACAUGCCGCAACCAUGGGAACUGCAAAAGGAAGUGAAAGUUCUUUACCACACAACAGGAGCCAUUACCUUUGUCAACGAAAUUCCCCGGGUUAUUGAACCAGUUUACAUUGCCCAAUGGGCGACUGCUUGGAACAUGAUGAGACGAGAGAAAAAAGAUAGGAAACAUUUCAAGAGGAUGAGGUUCCCGCCAUUCGACGAUGAGGAGCCGCCAUUGGAUUGGCUAGAGAACUUGGAUGACACGGAGCUUGUGGAUGCCAUCAGACUGAAGGAAAUAGAGGAUGACGACGAAUUGAAGGAUUGGUUUUAUGAUACAAAGCCCUUGGUGGAAGACCUGGAUAUCGUAAACGGUGAUUCUUACCGUAGAUGGAAUUUAGACUUUGGUACAAUGAACAAAUUGUAUCAGUUGUCUCGACCUAUAUUACACGAGGGACAAACUCAGAAGUUUGAUAAAAACUCCUUAUUUACAGCAAAAAGCUUGAAUGUUGCUAUUCCAGGGGGACCAAAGUUUGAACCUCUUUUUAAGGACAAAAUAAAUAAUCCCGAGCUCGAGGAUUUUACGGAAUUCAAUUCCAUUGAUAGAAUCAUAUUCAGACAGCCAAUUAGAACUGAAUAUAAAGUGGAGUUACCAUUUUUAUACAAUUCCUUUGUCAAGAAAGUAUCGGUUGGCCCUCUUGGAGCAUCAUUGGAUUGCCGAUCACAGCAGCCACAAAGCAAAGGGCUUCCUGCAUUUACGUUCAAUCCGAAAUUUAAUCUCAUUGUGCCUAAAACACAACCCAGGAAGAGUGAUGACAAUGGCGACGACGACGAUUUUGCUUUAGAUGUUGAACCGUUUUUAGCUUGGACCGCUACUGGAGAAACAAAUGACGUUGAAGAGUUUAAAGAGGUUCCUGUUGAGCCAAAAGGUACAGCAGAUGCAUUGGAUUUGUUUUUUGCUCCGUACCCAUUUAAUCGCCGUAGAGGCAAAACCAUUCGUGCCCAGGACGCUGCACUAACCAAAGAUUGGUAUUUGCACCAGGCGCCAAAGAGCAGCAACACCAAAGUGCGUGUUUCUUAUCAAAAGCUAUUGAAAAACUAUGUUUUAAACGAGGUUCACAAACGACCAAACGCAAAACGGAGAUCACAGAAAAAUAAACAUCAAAAAUUAUUAAGAAGUUUGAAGAUGACAAAAUACUUUCAACAAACAACAAUCGAUUGGGUGGAAGCAGGUAUCCAAGUUUGCCGGCAAGGGUUCAAUAUGUUGAAUUUGUUGAUACACAAGAGGGGUCUUACGUACCUUCAUUUGGAUUACAACUUUAAUUUGAAACCAACAAAGACGUUAAGCACCAAAGAACGUAAAAAGUCUCGUUUUGGGAACGCAUUUCAUCUUAUUAGAGAGCUUUUGCGAGCUGUCAAAAUGAUUGUUGACUCCCACAUCCAGUAUCGUUUAGGUAAUGUUGAUGCCUACCAACUAGCAGAUGGGCUUUACUAUCUUUUUAAUCACUUGGGUCAAUUGACUGGUAUCUAUAGAUACAAGUACAAGGUCAUGCACCAAAUUCGUCAAUGUAAAGAUUUGAAACACAUUAUUUAUCAAAGAUUCAACAAAGUAAUAGGUAAAGGUCCUGGAUGUGGAUUUUGGCAACCGGCAUGGAGGGUGUGGCUUUUCUUUUUGAGAGGUAUCAUUCCGUUAUUAGAGAGAUGGUUGGGGAACCUUAUUGCAAGACAAUUUGAGGGUAGAAGACAAAAUGAUGUGGCGAAAACAAUAACCAAGCAAAGAGUUGAUGCCUACUACGAUAUUGAGUUGCGAGCACAGGUCAUGCAUGAUAUCCUAGAUAUGAUUCCUGAAGGAUUGAAGCAAAGCAAGUCUAAAACUGUUCUUCAACAUUUGAGUGAAGCAUGGCGGUGCUGGAAAGCAAACAUUCCUUGGAAAGUUCCAGGGUUACCCAAGCCCAUUGAGAGUAUUAUUGAAAGGUACAUAAAGGCCAAGGCUGAUGGCUGGAUUUCAGUGGCACACUAUAACAGAGAAAGAAUUAGAAAAGGGGCACAUGUAGAAAAGACGGUCGCUAGAAAGAACUUGGGGAGACUUACAAGGUUAUGGAUCAAGAAUGAGCAAGAGAGACAAAUGAACUUUGGCAAGAAUGGCCCAUUUGUGUCACCAGAUGAAGGUGUCAAGAUUUUCCAAACUAUGGUGAGCUGGCUUGAGAGCAGAAAGUUUAAUCCGAUACCAUUCCCCCCAAUAUCCUACAAGCAUGACACAAAAUUAUUAGUUUUGGCAUUGGAGAAUUUGAAAGAAAGCUUUAGUGCAAAUGCCAAAUUGAACUCGGCACAACGAGAAGAACUCGCGUUGAUUGAACAGGCAUACGACAAUCCGCACGAGUGUUUGGUUCGAAUCAAGAAGUUUUUGUUGACGCAAAGAAUAUUCAAGGAAGUUGGUUUAGAGAUGAUGGAUUACUACAGCCAUUUGGUGCCAACGUAUUCGGUGGAUCCAUUGGAAAAAAUCACAGAUGCUUAUUUGGACCAGUACUUGUGGUACGAAGCAGACAAGAGAAGAUUAUUCCCAAACUGGGUCAAGCCCAGCGAUGAUGAAAUCCCACCGCUACUCGUUUACAAAUGGUGUCAAGGAAUCAAUAAUUUACAUAAUGUGUGGGAUACGUCUUCGGGUGAAUGUGGUGUUAUGCUUGAAACUUCAUUGAACAAAUUCUCAGAAAACAUUGAUUUCACUUUGUUGAACAGACUUUUACGUUUAAUCAUGGACACCAAUAUUGCUGACUACGUCACUUCCAAAAACAAUGUGAGCCUCACAUUCAAAGACAUGAGCCAUGUCAACCAGUACGGAAUUAUUAGAGGUCUUCAAUUUUCGUCUUUUGUGUAUCAGUACUAUGGUUUAGUUGUGGAUUUAUUAAUUCUUGGCUUGGAGAGGGCAUUGGAGAUAGCUGGUCCCGUCCAGAACCCAAAUAAUUUUCUUCAAUUCAAAGAUUUGGAAACCGAAACUGCAUCACCAAUCAGGUUGUACUCGCGUUAUUUAGACAAGAUUCAUAUAUUUUUCCAAUUUGACAACGAAGAGGCGUCUGGUUUGAUUCAAGAUUAUUUGUCAGAGCACCCAGAUCCAAACUUUGAAAAUGUUGUCGGGUAUAACAAUCAUAGAUGCUGGCCCCGAGAUUCUCGAAUGCGGUUGAUGCGACAUGAUGUGAAUUUAGGGAGAGCGACAUUUUGGGAAAUUAGUGGACGUAUCCCGUCUUCUUUGACUUCCAUAGAAUGGGAAGACUCGUUUGCAUCGGUGUACUCCCGCGAUAAUCCAAAUUUAUUGUUUCUGAUGUGUGGUUUUGAAGUGAGAAUACUACCAAAAAUCCGAGCCAAAGAACUUCUGUCAUCGGAAGAAGGUGUGUGGGAUCUUGUGGACCAGAAUACCAGAGAGAGGACAGCAAAGGCGUUUUUGCAAGUGUCGCAAGAAGCUGUUGAUCAUUUCCACAAUAGAAUUCGGCAAAUAUUAAUGUCUUCUGGAUCUACUACAUUUACCAAAGUUGCUGCAAAAUGGAACACAGCAUUGAUUGCAUUGGUCACAUACUAUAGGGAAGCUGCCAUUGCCACCCCAUCCUUGUUGGAUGUACUUGUCAAAUGUGAGACAAAAAUUCAAAAUCGUGUGAAAAUGGGGCUUAAUUCCAAAAUGCCUUCAAGAUUCCCACCUGCAGUGUUUUACACACCAAAAGAGUUGGGUGGGUUGGGCAUGCUAAGCGCAUCGCAUAUUUUAAUCCCCGCCUCUGAUCUUCGGUGGUCUAAACAAACAGACACUGGAAUAACCCAUUUCCGAGCAGGUAUGACACACCAAGAUGAAAAGAUCAUCCCCACAAUAUUUAGAUACGUGACUUCUUGGGAAAACGAAUUUUUGGACUCACAAAGAGUGUGGGCCGAGUAUGCUAUUAAACGACAAGAGGCGAUUGAGCAAAACAGAAGGCUAACAUUUGAAGACAUGGAAAGCAACUGGGACCGAGGUUUGCCACGUAUUAGUACAUUGUUUCAAAAGGAUAGACACACUUUGGCUUAUGAUAAGGGCCAUAGGAUAAGAAGAGAGUUUAAGCAGUUUAGCUUGGCCCGCUUCAAUCCAUUUUGGUGGACCAGUACCCAUCAUGAUGGUAAAUUGUGGAACUUGAAUGCAUACAGAACCGAUGUUAUCCAGGCGUUAGGUGGUAUUGAAACUAUUCUUGAACAUACAUUAUUUAAAGGCACUGGUUUCGAUUCGUGGGAAGGAUUGUUUUGGGAAAAGGCUUCAGGUUUUGAAGACUCGUUGAAAUUCAAGAAAUUGACCAACGCCCAAAGACAGGGGUUGAGUCAAAUACCCAAUCGUCGUUUCACAUUAUGGUGGUCUCCAACAAUCAAUCGAGCAAAUGUUUAUGUUGGGUUUUUGGUGCAGUUGGAUUUGACUGGUAUAUUUCUUCAUGGUAAGAUUCCCACAUUAAAGAUAUCAUUGAUACAAAUUUUCAGAGCUCACUUGUGGCAAAAAAUUCACGAGAGUGUGGUCCAGGACAUUUGUCAAGUCCUAGAUAAGGAAUUGGAAGUUUUGCAAAUUGACAAUGUGGAGAAACAAGCUAUCCAUCCAAGAAAAUCCUACAAAAUGAACUCGUCUACGGCAGACAUUGUGUUGACAAGCACUUACAAGUGGAAGGUCUCCAAGCCAUCGUUGCUCAAUGAAAAAGAUGAUAAAAUGGAAAUUCCUGCAACAACAUUUUGGAUUGAUGUGCAGCUUCGAUAUGGUGAUUACGAUUCGCAUGAUAUAUCAAGAUAUGCGAGAUCAAAGUUUUUAGAUUACACAACCGAUGGAAUGAGCUCGUAUCCGUCUCCAACAGGUAUUAUCAUUGCAAUUGACUUGGCAUAUAACAUGUACGAUGUGUAUGGGAAUUGGUUCCCAGGGUUGAAGCCGUUGGUCCACAAUGCCAUGAGAGAGAUUAUGAAGGCAAACCCGGCGUUGUAUGUAUUGCGUGAACGUAUUCGGAAAGGGUUGCAGUUGUACCAGUCGCAACCACAAGAAGCGUUUUUGAAUUCUAAUAAUUAUGCUGAAUUGUUCAAUAACGACACUCAAUUGUUUGUUGAUGACACCAAUGUUUACCGAGUAACCGUUCACAAAACGUUUGAAGGAAACUUGGCCACAAAGCCAAUCAAUGGGUGUAUUUUCAUACUCAAUCCUAAAAGCGGGCAGUUAUUCUUGAAGAUUAUCCACACGUCGGUAUGGUCAGGACAGAAACGUUUGGGUCAAUUAGCCAAGUGGAAAGCGGCCGAGGAAGUUGCUGCAUUGGUAAAGUCGUUGCCACGAGAAGAACAACCUAAACAACUAAUUGUCAGCAGAAGAGGGAUGAUGGACCCGCUUGAAGUCCACAUGUUGGAUUUCCCAAAUAUCUCCAUUAGACCAUCUGAAUUGCAUUUGCCGUUUGCCGCAGUUAUGAAGAUAGAUAAAUUGUCGGAUAUAGUCUUGAAAGCAAGUGAACCGCAAAUGGUGUUGUUCAACUUUUAUGAUGACUGGUUAAAGAGUAUUUCCCCUUACACUGCAUUUUCUCGAGUGAUAUUAAUUUUGCGAGCAUUGAAUAUUGAUACCGAGACAGCCAACCAUAUUUUACGUCCUAGCCCCAACAUCGUGACACAGGACCACCAUAUUUGGCCAUCACUUAGCGAUGAGCAAUGGGUUGAUGUUGAAGCUCAGUUGCGAGAUUUGAUUCUUAGUGACUACUCGAAGAAAUACAAUGUCAAUAUACAAUCAUUGACGCAAUCAGAAGUGCGUGAUUUGAUAUUGGGUCAAGAUAUUAGAGCACCUUCUGUUAAGCGACAAGAAAUUGCAGAGAUUGAAGAUGGCAAGUCUAAUAGCCAAGUGGAAAACAAGGAACUAACUGCGUUAAAGACAACAACAACCAACGUACACGGUGAAGAGAUUACAACAGUGACAACUACAAACUAUGAGCAACUGACAUUUUCGUCCCGAAACGAAUGGAGAAACCGUGCUAUUGCUGCCAACAACUUGCACUUGCGUGCCAAAAACAUAUAUGUUAGUUCAGAAGAGUUUGUUGAUGACGAAAACUCGUUUACUUAUAUCUUGCCAAAGAAUGUUUUGCAAAAGCUUAUACAGAUUUCGGAUUUGAGAAUUCAGGUGGGGGCAUUUCUUUACGGCAAGUCCCCUGCCGACCAUGUCGGUGUUAAGGAGAUUAAAUGUGUUGCCAUUGUGCCUCAGUUGGGUAAUGUUAAUUCAAUACAGUUUCCAAACACCCUUCCUGAUCAGGUUGGGUACUUGAAGGAUUUGGAAUUGUUGGGUUGGGUCCAUACGCAAUCACAAGAGUUUAGCUACAUGACUUCAUAUGACAUCACCACCCAAUCGCGUUUCUUCAAUGAAUACAAGCCCAAUUUUGUCACCAUGACUGUUGCAUACACACCAGGGUCAGUCACGGUGUCAUCUUUUGAAAUCACCAAAGAGGGGUUUGAUUGGGGUCGCACAAACAACGACAUGAUGUCAGAAGCACCAUCUGGGUUCAGUAAAGAGUAUGCCAAAAAGAACCAAUUGAUCAUGUCUGACAAAAUUGCUGGUACGUUCAUGGUUCCUGAUGAUGACAUCUGGAACUAUUUUUUCAUGGGAGCCAUUUUCAAUGCCGCUGAAUUGUAUGAUUUAAAGUUGGACAUUCCGUUGACGUUUUACAAUGAACUACACCGUCCAAUACAUUUUAGUAAUUUUGCCCACAUUGAGGCUGGUAACGAAGAGGAAGCAAACCAGGAAGAUGUAUUUAGUUAG
Molecule: messenger RNA, 7251 nt
Organism: Candida dubliniensis CD36
Lineage: Eukaryota; Fungi; Ascomycota; Pichiomycetes; Serinales; Debaryomycetaceae
Gene: PRP8
Product: U4/U6-U5 snRNP complex subunit
Exons: 1
Coding region: 1-7251 (2416 amino acids)
Biological process (GO): mRNA splicing, via spliceosome; spliceosomal tri-snRNP complex assembly
Cellular component (GO): U5 snRNP; catalytic step 2 spliceosome
Molecular function (GO): metallopeptidase activity; U1 snRNA binding; U6 snRNA binding
Source: RefSeq, a predicted model, not a curated record